CAUAUGAUGGCUGGCGUAAGUAAGCAAAACAGAUUUAGCGAUAUGCAUCGGUUUGGAGGCGGUGGGGGCCUAUUGUAAAACGCAGAUCUAGAAAUUCACUCGAAACUCUUCGUUUGGAGCGAAAGAGGCCAAAGAGAUCUGGCUGUUCAGUUCCAAUAGUGAUACAAAUCUGUUUGCUUGUGAUCUCUCGGUACCGGCCACCCUCGCCCUGUACAUCCAGAACAGUGUUCCAGUCUUUAUACACAUUUUUCAAAGCUUUGCGAGCAGGCAACGGAAACCACAACACGAAAAAAGAGAGCCUCAAAAACGGGUCGUAGUCCAUCAGACCGCUCAAACCACGGCCGAGACCACAUCCGAGCAGCUAAUCUCACGUACCAGCAUGUUCCCACUCUCACGCCGGCCACCACAGCGGCCCAUCCUGCUCCUCACCAUACUCUCCCUCCUCUCCCUCGUGCACCCGACCCUCUCCCAAUCCACCAUCUCUCUGACAACCCAGCCAGGCCUCACGACCCCGCUCGACGCGCAAUACGUCGGCUUUUCAAUCGAAUGGACGCAUAUCGACGACGCCAUCGGGCUGGGCUACGGUGCCAGUCAGGGCGAUGAUCCGAGGACGAGUGUUAUUGUGACGGGGCUUAUGGAUCAGUUGGCGCAGAGUGUGGGCGGGUGGCCGCCGCAUGUGAGGGUGGGGGGGAAUAGCGCGACGAGAUUAUGGUGGCAGGGCAGCACAUUACCGCGCAACCCAUGGAGUCUAUGGGCAGUCAAUGCGAUGGAGCUGCAGAUCUUGGAAAAGUUUUCGGAAACGACGGGAUGCAAAUUAACCCUCACGAUCCCGAUGCUGAACCCGGACCCAGCUUACGCCGUCGAGUUCCUCGUCAACGGCAUCACCCGCCACAUCUCCCAAUCCAACAUCUUCGCAAUCGAGAUCGGGAACGAGCCAGACCACUACGCGAAAAACGUCCGCCGCCCCGCCUCGUACGCCUUCCCCGACUUCCUCGCCGAAUACACAUCCACACACGCGGCCAUCGUCGCGGCCCUCGGCACCGCGUUUCAUUUCGACUACCAGGGCCCGGCGUACGCGUAUCAGUGGACGGAGCAGUUCUUGGCGCCGUUUAUGGAUGCGCAAAGGAGUACGACGCGGUUUAUUUCGUUCCACAAAUACGGCAUGCGCGGCUGCUCCACUCUCACCAACCCCGACGCCGUGACGCCCGAGAUCAUGAUGGAGGACCCGUCGCCGGACGAGUACGAGUGGUUCACUCCGCUCGGGAAGAUCGCUAUCGCCAACAACCAGACGCUGGUUUGGGGCGAGGGCGGCAGCUCGUCGUGUAACGGCACGCAGGGCUCGUCGGAUGCGUACGUGAGCGCGCUGUGGACGGUGGAUAUGUUGUUCGAGAUGGCCUUCCGGGAAAGCAAACACGCCUCCAUCUCCGGCGCCGGCCAGACCUGGUACGCCCCGUACGGCAUCGACGACACGGUGUCCCGGAUCACCGUUCGGCCAACGUAUUACGGCAUGCUCUUCGUCAACCGCGUGCUCCGCGGGCCGGGCUCCCAAGUAUUUCGCGCGCCGCUGGACGGCGGGUGGGCGAUGUUGGGCAACGCGACCAAGACGUGGGGGGUGGCCAAUUCCGUGACGGGGGAAGUGAGCGUUGUGAUUGUGAGGAAGGAUGCGGGACAGGUUGGGGGGGUGACGUACAGUGUGGGUGUGCCGGCCAGCGUCGGGGGGAAUACGACAGGAUGUGGGGGGAGUACGCAGAACGUGAAGGGGUUCGUGAGCAGGUUGGAGUGUCCCGGGUGUGGCGGGGCCGGUGGGAACGCGGCGAUGUUACGCGCGACGAUCGGGUUGCGGGUAAAUGGACAGUCGUGGGAUGGGACGCUGGACGGGACGCCUAGUGGGAAUUACACGGAGGAGGUGGUGGAGGUUGUGAAUGGGGCGGUGAGCGUGGUUGUGCAGCCGUUGACGGCCGUUGUGGUGCGGUUGGGGUGUACGGCGGGAUUGGUGGCGAGGCAGUACACGCCGCCGACGGUUGUGUUCAAUGGGACGUUUGGGGAUACCGGGAACGGCACGGCGGGGAAUGUGCCACCGACGUGGGGAGAUGCGCCGGGCGGCCCGACUUCUGCGGACGGGUCACAGCAGCAGCUGGUGAAGCCGUGGUACACGCACACGGGCACGAUUAUCACGAUGGCGGUUGCGGGCGCGGUGGCGUGCGUCGGGGCCGGGCUGCUGGCGUUCACGAUCAUGCGGAACCGGCGUCGACGCAGGUGUGGCAGUCUGCCCCCGGCCAAACUGCGCGCGGCGAGGGCGUGGGCGAGUUUGAGUAUGAGUAAUGGGAUCGCGGCGAAGGGGGCUCAGCAGCAGCAGCCGGAUGCGCAUGAGUUGACGAUGAUGGGGGUUGAGGAUGAGGACGGUGUGGAAGACCAGGACGGGUUCUUGGCGCGAUCGCAUCCGCAUCCGUUUGCGUCGAGGAACCCGUAUUUGUAUCGGCAGGGCGGGGAGAUGGUGUGAUGCAUCGACAGUGCCGCUAUACGGCUUUUCUAUGGGCUCGCACACCUCAAACACCAUAGCUGCUCAGAACGACGACGACUCUCUUUCACCAUUCUCACAAGCCGUUCGGUGGGUCAAUCGCUUCUCCUCCCGAGAUAUAUCCCAGCUCGAUAAAGACCGUUUCCAAGUUUCCCCAUCCCGUAUCGAACGUGUCACAUAUAGGAGCGUUU
This is a messenger RNA of Fimicolochytrium jonesii, 2709 nucleotides long. RefSeq lists its product as uncharacterized. Bases 380 to 2500 code for a protein of 706 amino acids. Lineage: Eukaryota; Fungi; Chytridiomycota; Chytridiomycetes; Spizellomycetales; Powellomycetaceae. The record is from RefSeq and is a predicted model, not a curated record. The transcript has 8 exons.